Messenger RNA from Eruca vesicaria subsp. sativa (arugula), 172 nucleotides. The record is from the annotation of a GenBank genome assembly. Lineage: Eukaryota; Viridiplantae; Streptophyta; Magnoliopsida; Brassicales; Brassicaceae.
AUGGACGAUCCAAUUCUUGAUGAGAGUAGACAUCUUAUUAGUUUCUUGACAUUCCAAGAAGCAGAUAUGUUAGUGAGAAAAGAGGCACAACAAAGCAACAUAGCUGCUACUUAUGUAAAGGCUGUCGGAGAUGGAAGUAUCGCUUAUAACGACCAUCCUAAUAACAUAAACG